Molecule: messenger RNA, 1035 nt
Organism: Lindgomyces ingoldianus
Lineage: Eukaryota; Fungi; Ascomycota; Dothideomycetes; Pleosporales; Lindgomycetaceae
Exons: 10
Coding region: 1-1035 (344 amino acids)
Source: RefSeq, a predicted model, not a curated record
AUGGGCGGGCUCAUAGUCGGUGAGGCCUCACAUUUCAUGUUGCUAUGUCAAUUGUUAGUCAAGAUAUCGCCUAGCACUAUUCCAUUCCAGUUUAUCCCACUUGACCUCGGCACAGAUUUUGCCCAACCUCCACAUUUGGUUCAACCUUCGCAGAUUACGGACUUGAGCAUUUACACCGAUACCACCAAGAGGAUAUUUAACUUUCUAAUCAAAGGGGGAGCCCAGAACGAGGGAAGAUGGAAAGCAAAAGAUGAUGGCCGACAAAUGCAUACUCAUUUACCAUACGAGAAACCCAUCUGUAUCAAAAUUUUCACCCAGUCAAAAUCCAACUUCGUUUUAGAAAGAAAUGUGGGCGUGCAGGGGGUUCCGCCCAACCUCGUCAAGGGUUUUCAUGUCAGCUCCCAUGCUAUUCCCUUUGUCCUCUCAUCUAAGGACGUCUUGAUUUUCCUCACUACCCUUAAGCCUCGCAGAUUUGAGACACAUUUCUAUUACUUCGAUAUCGCCUGCUGCACAUGCCGGGUGAAACGGGGAGUAAUUUGUUUGAAAAGCCAGUGCAAAAGGAUUUGCGCCGUCGCUAAUGAGGAUUCUACAAGGCGUUCAGAAUCCGGCGUGGGUUUGUGGCAUCCCCAAUGUAAAAGAGUGACAUUGGAUUUCCUCGAGUGUUUGCCAUCAACCCCCGGCAUCGGCCACUACACCUCAAAGAAGGGAAUUGUCGAUACCGUCUCCUUCGUUAAUUCUGCACUCCGGGAAGGGCCCCUACCUGUAGCAAUAUUUCGAAGAUUUCAGGCUGUCUGCUUGAACGGCUGUGAAUAUUGGCGUCGCCUCACCCGUGACAAGUUGGUCAUUCUUCGCAGCCAGCAUCAAUGGGACCUAGCCGGAAGGGUCUCGUUCAUUGGCGUCGGCGUUCCCCUUUUCUUUCUCUCCCUGAUUUUGAUAAAGCCUUCUAAUGGGCUCGCUUCAAGCGGAAACAGUUAUCUUUCCCACAGCCACUCCCUUAACGUCUUAUUUCUCAGCUGGCUUCACCAUGGCGGAUGA